AUGUUUGAAAUAUUAGAAGAUAAUGUCACAAUAGAAGAUUGUCGAAUUAAAAACGAAAUACCAGAAGACGGUGUUACAACAGAAGAUGAUCAAAUUAAAAAUGAAAUAUUAGAAGACAGUAGUGCUAGUGUAAAACAUGAAGAAAUUUAUGUAAAUGAGGAGCAUUUUUAUUUGCCUCAUAUUAAAGUUGAAAAAGAAUUACAUACAGAAAGUGUUUCAGAAUCACAACGAGUUUAUAAUGAAGUAGGAUCAUUUUCAUGUGAUGUUUAUAAUAGACAAACUAGUUCAGUUCAAGACAAACAGAUUUACACCGGAGAAAAAUCAUUUUCAUGUGAUGUUUGUAAUAAAUCAAUUAACACUCUAAAUCAUUUAAUUAUACAUAAAAGGAUUCACACUGGAGAAAAACCAUUUUCAUGUGAUACUUGUAAUAAAGCAUUUACUCAACAAAGCAAUUUAACUAGACAUAAACGGAUUCACACGGGAGAAAAACCAUUUUCAUGUGAUAUUUGCGACAAAUCAUUUACUAAUAAAAGUCAUUUAGUUGGACAUGAACGGAGUCACAAGGGUGAAAAACCAUUUUCAUGUGAUAUUUGUAAUAAAACAUUUACUCAUGGAAGUAAUUUACAUAAACAUAAAAGGGUUCAUACUGGAGAAAAACGAUUUCCCUGUGAUAUUUGUAACAAAACAUUUACUCAACAGAGUAAUUUAGUUCAACAUAAACGGAUUCACGCUGCAGAGAGACCAUUUUCAUGUGAUACUUGUAAUAAAACAUUUACGAAUAAAAGUCAUUUAAUUAGGCAUACACGAAUUCAUACCGGAGAAAAAUCUUUUGAAUGUGAUAUUUGUAAUAAAACAUUUACUGAUUCAACCAGUUUAGGUAUACAUAAAAGGAUUCAUAGUGGAGAAAAACCAUUUUCUUGUGAUAUUUGUAAUAAAGCAUUUGCUCAUCAAAAAAUGUAA
This is a messenger RNA of Chrysoperla carnea, 960 nucleotides long. Its product is annotated as zinc finger protein 525-like. Lineage: Eukaryota; Metazoa; Arthropoda; Insecta; Neuroptera; Chrysopidae. The transcript is spliced from 3 exons. Gene Ontology annotation, biological process: regulation of transcription by RNA polymerase II; central nervous system development. Gene Ontology annotation, cellular component: nucleus. The record is from RefSeq and is a predicted model, not a curated record. The coding region runs from base 1 to 960 and encodes 319 amino acids. Gene Ontology annotation, molecular function: DNA-binding transcription factor activity, RNA polymerase II-specific; RNA polymerase II cis-regulatory region sequence-specific DNA binding.